This is a messenger RNA of Penaeus chinensis, 1263 nucleotides long. RefSeq names its product flap endonuclease GEN homolog 1-like. The record is from RefSeq and is a predicted model, not a curated record. Gene Ontology annotation, molecular function: 5'-flap endonuclease activity; DNA binding. The transcript is spliced from 10 exons. The coding region runs from base 1 to 1263 and encodes 420 amino acids. NCBI's taxonomy places the organism in Eukaryota, Metazoa, Arthropoda, Malacostraca, Decapoda, Penaeidae.
AUGGGCGUGAAAGGACUCUGGCGCAUCCUGCAGGAGGCUCAGGAGGACGUGCCCCUCGAACAGCUUAGGAAUUCCGUGCUAGCUCUAGAUGCUUCGGGCUGGGUCGUCAACAUGGGGCUCAGAUCCUUCUUCUAUCGCGUAAGGAACCUCGUACGGGCGGGCAUAGUGCCCCUUGUCGUCCUGGACGGAAGAGUGCCACAGGAAAAGCUGUCAGUCGUCGCCGAACGCAGAUGGAAGACUUUACGGUACAAGGCCAGAAGGCUCUCGUACGCUCAGAGGAAAAAAAUGCAUGAGGAUCCGUGCACCAUCAGGCCAACAGCUGCACUUACCCAGGUGCUGAAGGGGUUGGGCGCACCUGUCAUACGGAGCGAAGGCGAGGCUGAGAAACUGUGUGCUUGGCUAGACCAGAGGGGGGUUGUGGACGGCGUGAUCUCCGGCGACAGCGACGCGCUCCUCUACGGCGCCGGGACUGUGUACCGACAAGUGUGUACGCGGCCAGGCGGAGUGUGCAAGAGGAUACAAAGCCGCGAUGUGAGGGCGUGGUGUGGACUGUCCAGAUGGUCGCUGAUCGGCGUGGCCGCCCUCCUCGGCUGCGACUUCCUCCCGGCCGGCGUCCGGGGCGUCGGGCUCACCAAGGCCCUGAAGCUCCUCCGUCAGGCAGAUCCUCGGAACAAGCGAGAUCUACGUGAGUUUCUCAAGCCGUUCUUCCAAGGCCAAGAUCGGAAGCACUUGAAUCUGGUGCUGGACGAGUUCCUCACGCCCCCCGCCCUCUGGGACUUCGUGCACACCGAGAUGCUGGAGCCAGACAUCUACGCCUUUGCGGAAGUAACAAACAGGCAGUGGGGAUGGUCACCAAAGCAGAGCUUAAUUGCCAUUGCGCCCGUGUUGAUUAGAUGGCAUCUUGAAGGCGAAGAGACCCGAGGCGUAGAAAUUACUCCAGUGUCUUCCAAAGGCAUCUCGACGACCUGCGCUGAAGGAAGGGGCCUUCGCAGUGGCAAGUCUGACGAGUUCGAUCCCGAGGAGCAAAGUAUUCGAGUAAUAGCAAAGCUAGAGGGAGAGGACAGUGAAAAGAGCAACUGCCACACAGCAAAGGCCGAAGGCACACUGGCCGAGGUGGAGGCAGGGAAAGAAAGUGAAAUUCCCAGUUGCUUAACUGUGUUUUGGCGAUUGCGAAGUCACGGCAUUGAGGUGAGAGUUAGGACUGUUGAGGCGCUAGAAAGCAUUCUAAUAGUUUAUGCUGUAAAGAGAAUUGAAAAUGUUUAG